This is a messenger RNA of Capsicum annuum, 1578 nucleotides long. RefSeq names its product chitinase 2. Gene Ontology annotation, biological process: carbohydrate metabolic process. The record is from RefSeq and is a predicted model, not a curated record. NCBI's taxonomy places the organism in Eukaryota, Viridiplantae, Streptophyta, Magnoliopsida, Solanales, Solanaceae. The coding region runs from base 7 to 927 and encodes 306 amino acids. The transcript has a single exon.
CAAAGCAUGGAGUCUUUAAAAUUUUGCAUCUCUCUUCUUGUCCUUCAAGCUCUCUUCAACAUCUCUCCUACGACUGAGGCAGUUCCAGCAUUCUGCCCUGGGGUUUUCAGAGAAUAUAUUGGAGCUGAGGGCAAGAAUGUCACAUUCUCUGAUGUCCCAAUUAAUCCAAAUGUUGAGUUUCAUUUCCUCCUCUCCUUUUCUAUAGACUACACAAACACAAAAUCACCAGAACCCACUAAUGGUGACUUCCUAGUCUAUUGGGACAUUGACAGGCUCACCCCUUCUCAGAUUUCUUCCAUCAAGGCUCAGUAUAAAAACGUUAAGGUAGGAAUGAGUCUCGGUGGUGAUACAGUGAAUGGUAAAAAUGCCACCUUCACACCUGCUUCAAUUACUUCUUGGGUGAGAAAUGCAAUAUAUUCAAUCACCAAGAUAGUGAAAGAGUAUAACCUGGAUGCAAUAGAUAUAGAUUAUGAACACUUCAAUGCAGAUCCAGAUACAUUUGCCGAGUGCAUUGGGCGACUGUUGUACUAUCUUAAACAAAACAAUGUCGUCUCCUACACAUCAAUAGCACCAUACGCAAAUGAUUCAGUGCAAGCUCACUAUUUAGCACUCUGGAGAAAGUAUGGUCAUCUAAUAGACUUUGUCAACUUCCAAUUUUAUGCCUAUGAAAAGGGCACAACCACUCCUCAGUUCCUACAGUACUUCGAAACUCAGAUGUAUAACUAUAAAGGAGGCAAGAUUCUAGUUAGCUUUGGAACUGACAACAGUGGUGGCUUGUCUCCUAGACAUGGAUUCUUUGAUGCAUGCAGCAUACUGAGGAGUCAGGGAACACUUCAUGGUAUCUUUAUUUGGUCUGCGGACGACUCUAAGAAAGAUAGCUUUAUAUAUGAAAAGCUGUCACAGGACCUCUUAGCAAGUGCAAUUUGAAUAUCUUGCAACCAUUCAAGACAAUUGUAAGCCAUGACAAAAGAGAAAAAUUGGAAUGAAAAAAUGUUACUGUUUCGUGUUUGAAGUAGUCCGCUUAUUGUGGUCUUAUUAUCACAAUCCAGAUGCAAACACGUCCAUAUUUACAAUUUCUAAAGAUGCUAAAAAAAGUAAAAACUUAUUUUUCGUGUUGAUUAAUAUAUUUUAACGUAUUCCAUGGCAGAACAGAUAUAGGACAAAUGCAAGGACAUAUAACAAUAAAAAUAGGACAUGAAAUGCACCCAUGGAAUUAUUGAGGUGCACAAGCUGGCUGGGACACCGCGGUUAUCAAAAACAAAAAAAAAAUAGGAUGUAAAAGCUUAUAGCAGCCCACUUCCCAACUUGUCUAAACAAAAUGCUUAUCCACUAUCCAAGGUCCAUAGUAGAUGAUUCAGAGGGCCUUGUUUCGUGCUUCCAUCAUAGCACCAUUUGUCGAUAAUCAUCAGAAUAUGUUAAACUGUUCGACUUAAGCGACAUCACUCCCUCAUAAUUUGUUACUCCUGGAGGCCAUUCCUACUUUUCCAUUUUGAGUUAUACAUCAUUGGAUUUUCAAGAACUAAAGUUAGUGCUGCCUAGCAGUAAUAGGAAUUAAUUUACAAUCUCUUUUAGUUUUCU